CAACCCUCGCAUCGCAGCUUUUUUCGUCUCCCUUCGCAUUCUCAUCGAGUUCUCCUUCUCCAGUUCUUUCCAUUGUCACAGCUCUAUUCGAAGCCCUAGUCAAGAAUCUCCUUUUGGGCUUGCCUCCGUUCAAGCGGUCCGUUGUUUAAUUGACCAUCGAAUUGGUGAAUCAUGGCGACCACCGAUGUCAUGCAGCGAGACGAGAGCCUUCUCAUGGCGUCGCUCCUUGAUUUCCGUAAAGGAGAUGCCUCUGUUUCUCGUGGGCUGUCGCUUGAGAAGAAAAUUGAGCUCCUUGAGAGCAUGGCGGGACAAGUUAGCAACCGGCGGUCUCGGAGGUGGCUAAAUGAUCGGAUUCUUAUGGAACUUGUUCCUCGUUUAAAUGGAGAGGAAAUUAGAGGCUUGUUUGCCCCACCUCCAUGGGGUGAUGAUGUGCCACCAUCAGCAUUUUCUCUGACAAAUGUUGGGGAGUGGGACAAAUUUAGAAAUAUAGACAUGGAUAAAGAGGCCAAGAUAAUGGAUUCCUUGAAUCGUUCACACAUAAGGAGGAAAGGUGAGGUAGACACGGACAGGACAGCCGUCUUGAAUGCCUGGCGAAGAAUAGAUUGUAGAACAAGAGAGGCUCUCCGACGUAGCUUUCUACCAGAACUAAUCGAGGGCUACGAGAACUACAUUCGACAUUUCCUGGAGGAAGGUGGUGAAGGAGAUGUCCUUGAACUCAGAGUUCAGGACCCCUUUCACAGAUUGCUUCUGCACGGUGUCUGUGAGUUCUACAACUUGGCGUCUGUAACUGAGACGGAGCAAAUAGUAGGAGCGAAAUCGAGGAAGACGACAAAGAUAAGAAGGAAGAAGGGGGGCUCGGCCGAGAAUCCAAACAUCAGCCUGGCACAUUUCUUGAAGAUGACAAAGGAAGGAGCUUGGUAAUCUCUGCAACAUCCCCAUGGACGAUGCGUCCAUGGCUGUAAAAUAAAUAAAAGUGUAGUAUUUUGCUCACAUUGCGGAACUUCCCCCACAUUGAACAUUCUUAUGACCAAACUCUGUUUGGAAUGUACAAUUUUUUCUCUCUACAA
This is a messenger RNA of Tarenaya hassleriana, 1067 nucleotides long. RefSeq names its product R3H domain-containing protein 4. NCBI's taxonomy places the organism in Eukaryota, Viridiplantae, Streptophyta, Magnoliopsida, Brassicales, Cleomaceae. Gene Ontology annotation, molecular function: nucleic acid binding. The transcript is spliced from 7 exons. The coding region runs from base 172 to 921 and encodes 249 amino acids. The record is from RefSeq and is a predicted model, not a curated record.